Molecule: messenger RNA, 1098 nt
Organism: Nerophis lumbriciformis (worm pipefish)
Lineage: Eukaryota; Metazoa; Chordata; Actinopteri; Syngnathiformes; Syngnathidae
Source: RefSeq, a predicted model, not a curated record
AUGGCAGUGUCACUAGCUGCAGCCUCGAGUUGUAAGAUAAGACUGCGGCUUUCCCGGUGCAGGACGCUGUGCAGUAAACCGCCAGAGAAUGGGUCGCCUUCGGCCCUGGAACCGAGACCCCGGAAGGACCCCAGCGCCCGCUCCGUGCUCCUCUUCCCCGGCCAGGGUAGCCAGUUCGUGGGCAUGGGUCGCGGUCUUUUGCGGUAUCCCAACGUGCCGGAGAUGUUCGAGGCGGCCAAGAAGAUCCUCGGCUACGAUCUGCUGUCAUUGUGCCUGAACGGCCCCGAAGAGGAGCUCACCAAGACGGUUCACUGCCAGCCGGCUGUGUUCGUCACCUCGCUCGCGGCCGUCGAAAGGCUCAACCACCAAAACCCCAAAGCUAUCGAGAUGUGUGUCGCCGCUGCCGGCUUCAGCGUGGGCGAAUUUGCCGCGCUAGUCUUUUCCGGCGCCAUGAGCUUCGCUGGAGCUUUGUACGCGGUGAAAGUGCGCGCUGAGGCCAUGCAAGCGGCGUCAGAGCUGGCACCCAGCGGGAUGAUGUCGGUGGUGGGCAAAGCUCAGGCGAACUACAAACAAGCCUGCCUUGAAGCUCAGGAGCACUGUCGUUCUUUGGGCAUUGAAGAGCCCGUGUGCGCUGUGGCAACGUACCUCUUCCCUAACGGUAGGGUGAUCGCGGGACACCACCAGGCAUUGGACUAUCUGCAGCAGAACGCUCGGCGCCUCCACUUCCUCAGGACCAAAAUGCUACCCGUCGGCGGCGCCUUCCACACCGAGCUCAUGAGCGCCGCUGCCGAGCCCUUGGCGGAUGUUCUGCGUCAGCUGGAGGUGCGUCGCCCCGAGAUCAAUGUCUACUCCAACGUAGAUGGCAAGCGUUACAUGAGUGACAGUCACGUGCGGCGCCAGCUAACCCGCCAGCUCACAGCGCCUGUCAAGUGGGAGCAGACGCUGCACGAGAUGUUCGAGCGGACCCGCGGCGAACGCUUCCCGCGCGCGUACGAGGUCGGGCCCGGACGCCAGCUGGGCGCCACGCUGCAACGGUGCAACCGCAAGGCCUACGACGGCUAUGUCCACGUGGACGCUGCCGAAGACGACGAACGGUGA